Molecule: messenger RNA, 627 nt
Organism: Orbilia oligospora ATCC 24927
Lineage: Eukaryota; Fungi; Ascomycota; Orbiliomycetes; Orbiliales; Orbiliaceae
Exons: 4
Coding region: 1-627 (208 amino acids)
Biological process (GO): cardiolipin biosynthetic process
Cellular component (GO): mitochondrion
Molecular function (GO): phosphatidylglycerophosphatase activity
Source: RefSeq, a predicted model, not a curated record
AUGAUAGGCGGUAAUUUGUCCGCCACAUUUAACGCCCUACGGGUCCUUUAUGAUCCAUCAUUAUGUUUACCUCAUAUGGUCAUCCCGACUUUUGCACAUUUACCUGUGCCCUUGAGGUUUCCCGGGCAAAAGUCGGAAAUCAGAGCUGUGAUAUUGGAUAAAGAUAAUUGCAUAUCCGAGAAUUAUGCACUAGAGGUUUACGGGCCUUACAAGGACAAAUUCGAAGCCCUCAAAGCAGCCUACCCAGGGAACCGUCUCCUGAUAGUCUCCAAUUCCUCGGGCACCCAGGACGACAAAGACGGUAAAGAGGCGGCUCUUCUAUCACAAACUCUUUCAAUACCAGUUCUCCGCCACAAUGUUAAAAAGCCAGGUUGUCUGGACGAAAUCCUAGCAUAUCUGCGCGCCUGUCCAGACGUUCAACUAGAAUCACCUUCCCAAAUCGCCGUUGUUGGAGAUCGUUUGUUCACCGAUGUCAUGAUGGCCAACAUGAUGGGCGCUUGGGGUGUGUGGGUUCGAGAUGGCGUAGAUGUCAAGUAUUCUAGUGCUUUCUCGGGUUUCGAGAAAGGUCUUCAUGAUUUUCUUGUGAAACGGGGGUACCAACCGCCGUCGCCGCUAUCGAAAUCAUGA